ACACGGAAGAAAUAGCAAAUGACAUUAAAGUACAAAGAAAAAAUAACAUCAAACAAGUUGAGGACUUUAAUUGUGCUUUUCCCGGUUAAACAUUUCUUAACGUAAACUAAUUUUCAAUUAAGAUGGCGAGAAGUGUUUCUUUUUUCAAACCACGAUCAUUAUCAAAAUCUAACAAUCUGAUGUCAAAAAWCGGAUAAUCCUAAUGAUCAGUUYSAGUGGAGAAAAGUUUCAAAUGUUCUUUCGAACCACGUUUCCACGCAAAACUCAUAAGGGUUUAUACGAUAUUCAAAUAUCAUAAAGAUGGAAAUCUUCAAAUGUCUCGCAGUCCAUCUGCUGAUCUCUUCGCCUCGAGUGUUCAAAUACGAGCUUGGACGAGUUUCAAGAUGGCGGCUUUUUUUCUAACCACAAUCCUUUGCAAACUCAGCUCAAUUCCACGUCCAGAUAUAAUUAUUACGACAAAAAUCUUGAAAAUGCGUUGUAAUCCCUCAGUUAAUCCUAAUMCCUAGUUUGUUUUGAGUGCUCGGAUAGGUAAACUAAAUGCUUAAAGCCCUARGUUUCAAAAUGGCGGCGAAGAUUUUUUUUACCAUAAUCCUUUAGAAGCGUCGUCUUAAUGAAAUGUUCAAAUAUCAUAUUGAUAAGAAUCUUGAAAUGUCUCUUAAUCCAUAUCUUGAUCAAAAUUGCCGGCUUGCCUCGAGUGUGUUCAAAUCACAGCGCUCUACUGAAAGCCGCUUAGAAAUAAGAUCCAAAAUGGCGAAGGAUUUUUCACCUGCGCCCGGAAUAAUCUUAUACGGAGUUGUUUGAAUAUUGAUAAUGAUUUCCAUCAUUUCCAUUUUGAUUUCUACAGCUGACUAAAGUUAAAAGAGCUUGAUUAGAGAUAAACAAAUUACUCAGAAAAAAAAAACAAACAAAAAAAUAUACUAGUUUUCAAAAUGGCGUCGUAUUUUUUAAUUCUUCACUUUGCAUUGAAAGCCACAUCGUCACAUUUAAAUACGCUGGAACUAAAAUACCACCAAAAAUUACAGUAAUCUUAAAAUGCGUUAUAGUCUUAAUCCCCCCUUUUUCGCCUCGAGUAGGAAAAAACUGCUGAAAGCUAUAUUUAUAAAACUGACAAGGUUUUAAAAUGGCGGCGGAUAGUUUUGGAUCGACCUAAUGCCUAAAAACAUCGAUAAAGAUCACAGCAAAAUAAAAAGUCUCGUAAUUCAUUUACUCCUCUUUAUCCCCAGUUCGUUUCGACAAAGUUAAAGUAAACAAAUUAACCCUGAAAGCCAAGAGGUUUCAAUGACGGAUUUUUUUUCAUUUUUUUUUUCAUUUUUGGCCAAGAUCUUCUGCAGUCUUAUCUUAAUGCGAUAUGUGUAAAUAUAUAUCACAAUAAUGAAAAACUUUAAAUAUCGUGUAAUCCUUCUGUUUUCCUGGAGUGUUUAUGUACAUUAAGCUUAAAAGAUUGUCCACGUAUUUUCUGAUAAGACUUGAAAAUUUGGACAUCAAAAACGACACCUCAUGUCAUCCGAUAUCGACAUUUAUUAAAAUGGUCACGUAAACAGUUAUUAAAGCCGAGGUAAAUAAUGUAUUUUAAUAGCUUAAUGGUUUUUUUUUUCAUGGUGUAGGCAUUAAAUGCAAUUGAUGACAGUWACUGAUCUAUAAAAUAUACACUAUGAAAAUGCACGCAGUUAAAAAUGCGACUUCCGUGGAUUUUAUGGUAACAUUCGCCUGAUUCAGUUGUUUUAAUUGAAUAUGUGCCGACUUUAAUGAAAAUUUAGUUUGCAACAUAAGUGUCUCGGGAAGGGGGAUUUUAAUUACUUAAGAAUAAAAAAAAAAAAAGAAAUCCUUUGAACUAGAUUAUUUAAACAUCUUAGGCAGCCGAAAAUACUUGUAAUUAUUUUAUGUCCUUUUGAUUAAGAGUGGAAUUGCACAUUCAAAUACUCUCACUUUACAACGGCCAUCAUCAUCAUCAUCAUGUUCCGUCAUCAUUAUCAUCAUCAACAUCUCUCUUAUAUACAAUACAAUGACUUAUAGAGUACAAUAAUAUGUCAACAGCAUCUAGUUGAUCGUUUCAAGUAAACAAAUCUUUUCUUCGUUAAGAAUUGAAUGUAUAACUCAAGGAAGUCUUAUUGCACGAGUUCACUUCAUGCCCCGAAGGACACCGUACGACUCGACUUUUGCCGAAGGGAAUUGAAUCAAUGUACUUUUUGUCUCGAAUUCUUAUUACUAAAACUGUACAAUCAAAUAACUUAAGCUUUUAAUAUCGCAUUUGUACGUACUUCCAACAGGGCGAGAAUUGAUUUUUUCUGAGUGUGCCGGAUGAAUCACUUGUGCGCUUCGUGCUAUUUUUAAGUUUUAACUCAAGAUGCAUAAAAAAACAACAUUUCUAGAUCCGGAACUGAGACACGUAAGAUAACACGGACGAUGCAAAUAAGGCCUAGAGGCCCACAGUGACGAUUACCACAUUGGUUUGCAUACAUUAAAAACACAGAAGAUUGAAGUAGAUGUAACAUUCUAGUGUUGUUAACGAGGCCACUGGCUAAAACGUGGACUAAAUCGUCUAAACACUAAAAAAAAUGAUGGAAGAGUUUAAAGAUCCAAUCGAUCGGGGCGCUGAGGACAAGAUUGACGAAGAGAUUUUAGCUUUGGUGGCUGAGAGAGCAGCAAGAAGACGAGCUGCAGUAAAAGAGCGCGAAAAAUCGAUUGUAAAAGCGCAAAAUCGCAACACAUGUCUUCUAACGAUUAAUGUUAGCGGACAACGAUUCAUGGUUGACAAGGAAAUCUUCAGUCGUUUCCCUGAUACUCUGUUAGGUAGCACAACGCGAGAACGCUUCUUCGACACCAAAAGAAAGGAAUACUUCUUCGAUCGCGACCCAGAGGUUUUCAAAUACAUUAUAAUAUUCUAUAAAACUGGUAAACUUCACUUCCCGGAGGAAGAAUGCGCUUCGUGCUUUGAUACCGAAUGUCGUUACUUUGGUAUUCAUACAGAACUUAUGACGGAYUGUUGUCAUGAGCCUUUCGGCGAACAAAAAGAAGAACUCGAGGAUUAUUUAAAACGAACUAAACCCAUUGAGAUACCAGAACAAGAUCCAAACCCAACGUUUCAGCAACGACUCCGUCGCUCGAUGUGGAAACUCUUCGAGGAGCCAGGAGGGAACAUAUUUGGUCUAAUGAUGCACUAUAUUUCAGCGGUGUUUAUUGUAAUUAGUGUUGUAAGUUCGGUAGUGGAGACUAUACCRUGYGGWAUUCAACGAUGCGGCCAAAAAUACGCAAAACAAUUCUACCUUACGGAAGCCGUUUGCGUAACUCUYUUCACCGCAGAAUACGUUUCACGUCUUUACGCAGCGCCAAAACGUUGGGAAUUCGCUAAGAAGUUUCUAAGUGUCAUUGACUUGAUAGCUAUAUUGCCGUUUUACGCGGGACUUAUUACGCCGGAAGCAUCYGAAGGACCGUUUACGGUGUUACGUGUUUUUAGGAUUUUCCGUAUMGUGAAAAUGUCACGUCAYAGCACCAAAGUACAGCAGGCUGGUAGCUCGUUACGRGAAAGYUUCUCAGAACUCAGUUUYGUGUUUGCGGUGCUGGCSGUAAUGAUCAUAAUCUUCUCGUCUGUGAUAUUYUACGCGGAGAGCAGUUAUCARGACACGGACUUUAGCAGUAUCCCAGCAACGUUCUGGUAUACUAUUGUUACUAUGACAACCCUAGGGUAUGGCGAUCUAGUACCCGAGAGCAUUGUUGGACGUCUGACUGGUGCCCUGUGUUCACUAAGCGGUAUCCUGGUAGUGGCUUUGCCUGCACCAGUGCUUGAAAAGAACAUGAAAAAAGCGAGAAAAGGCGAAGAGGACGAUAGAAUACCCCUAACAUGGCGAGACAGUGAAACCAACGAAACUGAAGCCACCGAAGAGGCAAUACAAACUGAAAAUACGACGAUAAAAAACGCACAAUCUACGUAGUUCAGUUAUCGGACGAUAUAGCUCGUGAAAUAGUAUUAUUGCAACGACGCGGCGAUAAAAGAAAACGUUGAAAUUAUGAAACUUUGAAAUAUCUCGUUACUCGGUAUAAAACUUUGUCAUAAAGCAAUAACGAAUGGCUCUCGGUUGAAGCGCCACGUCUUCUCAUAUAUUCAAGAUUCAACAAACCUUUCGAUUCAUCGUUACUGAAUGUAAAACCUUUAUUCUCCGCUCUAACUUUCAAUGCCGUUUAAACGGAAGCUAACUCUCGUCCAACAAACAUUGUAGGUGGGGGAAGGGUGGGCUAGAAUUUAAUUGGUCAAAUUGACCAUUUGACAACUCCUUUUUCAUUGUCUGAUAAACAUUGACUCAGUGAAGCUCUUUUGCAAAAAUAUGACAUUUUCUACCAUUGUACGUUCUAAUCUAUUUAUCUUGCUUCACUUUGAUAUUUUGACUCGUAACUUUGAUACRUUGGAAGUUGAUAACAUAAUAAAAACCAUGGAUAUUUCUACCAGUGCGUCUUGCGUAAUAWAAAACAAUUUUGAAGCAAUAAACGUAUUAAUAUGUAGCCAUCUGUAGCCAUUAAAUAUCUCCMAAAUCAA
This is a messenger RNA of Exaiptasia diaphana, 4528 nucleotides long. RefSeq names its product potassium voltage-gated channel protein Shal. Gene Ontology annotation, molecular function: protein binding; voltage-gated potassium channel activity. The record is from RefSeq and is a predicted model, not a curated record. Lineage: Eukaryota; Metazoa; Cnidaria; Anthozoa; Actiniaria; Aiptasiidae. The transcript is spliced from 4 exons. Bases 2556 to 3929 code for a protein of 457 amino acids. Gene Ontology annotation, biological process: potassium ion transmembrane transport; protein homooligomerization. Gene Ontology annotation, cellular component: membrane; voltage-gated potassium channel complex.